AUGGUUAUUAUUAUUCGUAGUGAUCUGGAAGGUCUUCUCCGUACCUUCUACAAAAACAUAUUCGCGUUAAAAGAUGCUGGCGGUCUAGAUAUAUACCCUAUCUUCAACAUUUUACCAGAUAGAAAGUUAUAUAUGGAUUACUAUGAACAGAUUCCUAAACCUAUUUCAUUAAAUACAUUAAAGAAAAGAAUUCCACAUUACACCGAGGCUCAAGAUUUCUUAAAUGAUGUAGCUCAGAUGACUUGGAACGCCAAAACAUAUAAUACAAAAGAAUCGCAAAUUCAUAAAUAUGCCAAGAUUUUAGAAAAAUACCUCAUAGAGGAUAUGUUUCCACAACUACAGGAGAAAUAUCCUCAUGUUAGAUAUCCAUAUUUAGGUCCUUUACCAGAUGCCGACGAUGAGGCAGAACAGAUUGCCCUUAGAGAUAAACAAAGAUUGGAAGAUGAAAAGAAUGGCAUCAAACCGGAGGAUUUAAUUAAGAAACCACCAACGCCAGUAGAAUCCAAAAAGUUUACAGAAGAGGUGAAUGAAAGACCAAAGAGAAACAUUAGAACUAUGGAGGAGAGGAAAGUCGUUAUGGAAGAUUCUACUGAUGAGGAUGAAAAUUAUAAUCCUAUGAGAAAUAACGAGUCGAAAAUGAGAACGACUAGAACGCAACCGAGAGUUCAAUAUGAUACGUUGAAUGGUUCUGAUGAUGGAUCUACAUUUUCACGUUCCAAUACACCUCAAACAGGGAAGGUCAUUCAUUCGAAGUCAACUGCACCAAAGACAAGUAUAAGACGUGGUAGACCUCCAGUAAUUGAUCUACCAUAUCUCCAAAGAGUAAAAAAUGUUUUAAAGAAUUUACGGAGAGAAACUGAUAGAUCCAAAAAUCCAUUAAUUUCAGUAUUUGAAGCGGUACCAGAUGAAAUGCGCCGCGGGAAGUAUCUUAGCAUGAUUCCCAAUCCUAUCUGUAUAGAAGAUAUGAGGACUAAAUUACGACUUCGAACAUAUUCUAAUUUCCAAGCUUUCCAAAAUGAUUUUGCACAAAUGUUAACAAAUUAUAGAGUAUUUUACGGUAACAAUCACGAAAUUGUUGAUAUAAUAAUUCGCUUGGAAAAAGUGUUUAAAGUACUUUGUAAGCAUGAAUUAGCCAGACCAGACAAGUAUUUCCUAUCUGAUGGUAUCUUGAGGUAUCCAAUAGAUAACAUUGUUGUUAAUAAUGUGAAAUUUGUCAUAGGUGAUUGGGUUCUAUUAAAAAAUCCAAACGAUCCAUCUAAACCAAUAAUUGCUGAAAUUUUUAAAUUAUGGCGUACUGAGGAUGGACAGGAGUGGCUGAAUGCAUGUUGGUAUUUUAGACCUGAGCAAACUGUACAUAGGGUAGAUCGAUUAUUCUACAAGAAGGAAGUUAUGAAGACAGGUCAAUAUAGAGAUCAUGUGAUAGAAGAUAUUGUUAGUAAAUGUUAUGUUAUCCAUUUUACGCGUUAUCAACGUGGUGAUCCUGAAUUCCCAGUUGAUGGUCCUCAAUUUGUCUGUGAAUAUCGUUACAAUGAAUCGGAUAAAAUUUUUAACAAAAUUAGAACAUGGAAAGCAUGUUUACCUGAAGAAGUUAGAGAUAUUGAAGAACCAACGAUACCUGUUAAUGGUAGAAAAUUUUUCAAAUAUCCAUCUCCAAUAAGAAAUUUGUUGUCCAAAGAUGCCACUGUGAAUAGUAAAAUUCCUCCAGCUGUGCAAGGAAAUUCCGCUGGUCCACCACUGUUAGGUGCUGUGUAUAUGAGACCAAAACUCGAUAGGGAUGAUCUUGGGGAAUAUUCCACUUCACCUGAUUGUCCAAGGCAUAUUAUUAGACCUGGUGACCCCCCUGAAGAAGGUAAAAUUGAUUUCGAAUCGGGGACUAUUAUUACGGAUUCUAUUACAACGACAGCUUUUACAAAACCAUUUACAAAUUCUCAGACACGAUUAUCAGAAAUAAGUACUGAUAGGCUCCAGGGUAGAGUUCCAUCAAGUGGAAAUUUCCAAAAUUUUUCCAAUAAUUAUAGAAAACCAAAUUUACCAGAAAGUAGUACUUCAUUAAUUGGUAUUUCUCAGGAUCCACUUACUGCUAAAAAAUUAGCUGAUUUACAAGUGAGAAGAUUCUAUACAAGACAGCAAAUGUUAUCGAAGAAAAAUGAUAACAUGAAUCAGGAUGUAACACAGACAGUUAAAGACGUUUCUUUGCAGAUGACUAAGACGGCAUUAAUUCCUAUAGAUAUCGAUCAUCCACUAAGUUAUAUAUUGCCAAUUUCGAUUUCAAAGAAUACAAAUGUUUUACAAAGAACCGAUUAUGAAAAUUAUCAAAGAACCACAUCGUCGCAAGCAGAUAUUCCUUCAACAUCUCGUAAGCGGUUUAGAGGGGAAGCAUUAUGGUUUAGUGGACCGAGUAUAGAUAUUUCAGAGAGAUAUAUAAACCUCGGUGAAGAAGCAACCCGUACUUAUUUGAACAAAAUAUUUAAAAAGACGAAAUUAGAUUAUGACGAGACUACGGAAAUAUUAGACAGCAGAAAUAGAAUUCUCAGUAGACACCAACAAGCCAAAAUUAUAUCUAAAUAUCACUUGGAGGAUGAGGAAGAAGUAAAUACCGUCAACGAAACUAUAGAUAAUCAAACCAAGGAAAGAGACACAUCUGAAGUCGUGGAGGAACAUAACUAUGAUGACGAGAAUAAAAUUAUUCCCGGAACUUUUGUUUUUGGUUUACGUCCAUCAAGUAAAUUCAUUGCUCAUAAAUUGAAAUUAAAUGAAAUAAUAUAG
Messenger RNA from Maudiozyma barnettii, 2766 nucleotides. It is a transcript of the gene RSC1, whose product is annotated as RSC subunit protein RSC1. The transcript has a single exon. Gene Ontology annotation, biological process: chromatin remodeling. Gene Ontology annotation, cellular component: RSC-type complex. Bases 1 to 2766 code for a protein of 921 amino acids. The record is from RefSeq and is a predicted model, not a curated record. NCBI's taxonomy places the organism in Eukaryota, Fungi, Ascomycota, Saccharomycetes, Saccharomycetales, Saccharomycetaceae. Gene Ontology annotation, molecular function: protein binding; chromatin binding.